Messenger RNA from Aspergillus sclerotioniger CBS 115572, 4244 nucleotides. Its product is annotated as RNA dependent RNA polymerase. Gene Ontology annotation, molecular function: RNA-directed RNA polymerase activity. The record is from RefSeq and is a predicted model, not a curated record. Gene Ontology annotation, biological process: siRNA processing. Gene Ontology annotation, cellular component: nuclear RNA-directed RNA polymerase complex. The transcript is spliced from 5 exons. NCBI's taxonomy places the organism in Eukaryota, Fungi, Ascomycota, Eurotiomycetes, Eurotiales, Aspergillaceae. The coding region runs from base 420 to 4244 and encodes 1274 amino acids.
CUGGGGGUGCUGGUAUCGGCGUCAAGAUUCACCCAUGAUUCGCCGGGGCGGGGGCAGCUGUCAUGGAACUUUUAGUGUCCUAACAGGAGUUCAGUUCACUUCUGCACCUCCCUCACACUGCCCAUGCCCCUCCUCCAAUCCUUGUUUGCUUGACCGUCUGAGGCUGUCUUCCUCCCGCCGACCCCAAACGUGACCGUUUCCUGUGCAUGAUGGAGAGAUGGCCGGCGGUCGAAUUUGAUGAGCCCCCCGUUUGUUUACGCCGCGAUAAAAAUAGGUGGGGAUUCCAGCGCUCGAUCGACUCCCGAGGACGCACCACUCAAUUGCGCCACAACCAACCGAGGAACUGGAACUGGAACUAGAACUGGCCAGGACUGGAUUCCAAACGAGAGAGAGCGCCGUUCGCCACCCACGCCGGGGCCAUGGUCUUUCCCCGUACUCCGGUCAGGUCCGGGCCGGAGUUAAGCCAGCUGAUCGAUCUGAUCAAUGAGCAGUUUGAUCUGGACAUCCCCAACCCCCGGUUGUACUCGCCGUCGGUGGGGAGGAACGACAAAUCACUCUCAUGGGGCAUCUAUCGUCGAAUCCAGCGGCUUUACUUUGAUCGCAGCGUGGAUCUGAACCGCAUCCUCAACAAUUUUGAGGAAUGGGUCCUUUCCCAGUCAACGACCCAGAUUGUCGGGGGUAGUCGGUACGGGCAUAUCCCGGGUUCAUUCUCAGGCUCCUUCGGGAGAGAUUCCUUGACCGGCCAUGGAGGCAGGAGAAUCUCGCAACAUGAGAGACAGGAGCGCCUAACCUACCUAGUAGGGCUGAUCGAUGAUGAAUUGUAUCUGCUCAACAAAGGCUCCUUCUCGGCUUUCAAGGGCGAUGACGGGCUUUCAGCCGAGCAUCCAGCUAUAACGGGCAGGUCGCUGAAGAGGAGGCUCUCGGUGGAGGAGGAGGAAGAAUUCCAUACCGCUCCAAACUCUCCUGUCAAAGAUCCAGACAGGGCGGGUACUCCCAUGGAUAGAGGAAAGGUCUGCAAUCUCGACAUUGGACAUGCCAUGGAUUUACAGCCCACCACCAUUGUCCCGGUCCAUAUCUUCAAAAGCCCUAAGACAACGGACAUGACGAAGAAGCCGUCUCGGUUCGUGGAACGCCUGACGGCAUCUGACAGUUACCCACGCUAUGAGGCGAUGCCUGCUGCGCACAAUGGUGCAAACUUCAGCUUUUCCACGACCGAGGCGUCUUCGGCUUUCCUUUAUUCCAACAACGGCCGUUAUGAUACCUCGUUUACGUCGACCGUUACCGAAGCCACUGAACCACUUCUGGAUUCUGAAUCCAUGUAUGAGGACUCUGUGGUGGGGCAUUUACUGAGCCAAGGAACCACAACGUUCGAAGAACAGCAAGCCCCGAAUGCCUUUGCUCUCCAGGAGCCCGUAUACUCGGAUGAAGGAUACAUCAUGGAAGACCUGCUCCACCACGGACCGUUCUCACUCGAUCACCAAUACCCGAGCUCCGUCCCCUUUCGGUAUCGAUAUGAGCUAGAAAGGGUGGCUAGAGCCUGGGAUAUAUCCUUGGAUCGCAUGCUCGUUGGCUCCAGCAUCUCUUUCAAGACGUUGGACGACUUCUGGGGAUGGAUAGGGGGCCACAAUCAACGGCAAGGGAAGCGGCUUCCCGAGAAGCCCUCUCGCAAGGCUUGGGAGGCGGCUACUGGCAGCUUUAAGACCGACAAACACUCGGAAGUGGUGGCUCUCACGGGAGAUCUGGAUUGGUGUGGUGAAUCCGAAAAGGGAAUCUUCAAAUUGAGGCUGAAUCCUUUGAAGACUGAAAGGACCUGCCGCUUCCACCGUCGGUUUGGAUCCGAUAGAUUUCUCAGCCUGACCAUGCCCGCCCCAGCGCGGCCACCACCGCAUCCUCGAUUGACCUCUCAACCCACCCUUUUGCGUGAGUCCUUGGCUUUAUGGCUGACACAGAAUGUCCACCGAUGCUUGGGAAGGGUGUGGAAACCCUUUUUUGUGGAAGAGGUCGAAUCUAAACGCAAGAUCAAGUCCGAACGCAGAUUUCGAGUCGAUUUCUUUGCUAUUGAUGGUAUUGAUUUCGAUCACGGUGCACACCCGGUCUCUUCGGUUGCUCCUCCCGGCCAGGACAGUGGUAGCCAUACUCCCAUGAGCCUGGAUGCAUUGAUUGACUGGCACAUGCCUCAAGAAGCAAACCGUAGCCAGUCUAAUUGCAAGCUGUUCCAGCGCUUCUCACUAGGCCUCUCGAAAACGUUUGCUACUGUGAUCUUGAGACCGCAUCAGGUCCUACCGUUGCCCGAUGAGUCCAAUCGUCCGGUGAUGAACGACGGCUGUGCUUUAAUGUCCCGGGGCCUGGCCAACCAGAUCUGCGACUCACUAGGUCUGACAGGGAAUACUCCCAGCGCCUUUCAGGGUCGAAUUGCCGGGGCCAAGGGGUUAUGGAUGGUCGAUCGGCACCAGUCCCAGAUCUCCGCUGGCGGGGAGGACAUCUGGAUUCAAAUCUCGGACUCGCAGUUGAAGAUCAAACCCCAUCCACACGUCUGGCAGGAGCCUGUGGACGAUGAGCAGCUGACCUUUGAGGUUGUCAAGUGGUCGAAACCAUUACACCCCGUGGCUUUGAACACCCAGCUGUUGGCCAUCUUGGAACACGGCGGGCACGUCAAAGAGCACAUUGCCGACCUGACUCGGCUAGGAAUUCGAUCGGUCUACCAAGACUUUGCGGAGGUUCUCAAGUCAGAUAGCCCGGUGCUCUGUCGGAGCCUGGUCCAGAAGAUCCGGCCAUCAGGGGACGAUGGCUUGGGACUGAUGUCACAAAAGGCCUGGCGCUUUGAACAGUGGAUGAGUAAUGAUGCGGAGUUUAUCAUCCGGCUCACCGAAGCUGGCUUUGGUCCCCGGAGCUUCUAUCCGCUUCGCAAGCGACUUGGAAAAUGCCUCCGAGAGUUACUCAACCGUUAUGUCGAUGAACUCCACAUUGAGGUGCCCCUUUCCACAUACGCCUUCUGUAUUGCGGAUCCCUACAGUGUGUUGAAGCCGGAUGAAGUUCACUUUGGCUUUUCCAAUAACUGGCGCGACGGCAAUGGACAAUUCGAAGACAACUUACUCGAUGGGGUGGACGUUCUCGUCGGCCGUCUUCCCGCCCAUCUCCCUUCUGAUAUCCAACGUCGGCGAGCUGUGUGGAAACCUGAGCUUCGACAUUUCAAGGAUGUGAUUGUCUUUCCCAGCACAGGGGAUAUUCCUUUGGCGCAUAUGCUGUCUGGUGGCGACUACGACGGGGAUACCCCGUGGGUCUGCUGGGACCAGAAUAUCGUCCACAACUUCUACAAUACAGACCUGCCGAGUCACGAGUUUCCACCGGAGCAUUAUGGCCUUACGAAGCAUUCCGUGCCCAUGCGGGAGAUCGAAUCCAUGGAUGAGUUCCUCCAGAGCGCAUUCACGUUCAAUUUGACACUGUCAAACCUAGGGCGCUGCACAGUGGAGCAUGAAAAGAUCGCCUACGACGAGUCGAUUGACUCGGAUAAGGCGAAGGAACUAGCUUGUCUCCUGAAUCACUUGGUCGAUGGCCGCAAAGGAGGCGUGCACCUAUCGGAGCAAUCCUGGCGGCAAUAUCGCAAGAGGAUUAGUCCCAGGAAUCCGACGCGGCGACACAAAAAGACGAAUAUCAUCGACUAUCUUCGAUUCGAGAUAGCACGUGACGAGCAGCGCAAGAUGCUGACUAAGCUAGAGGAAGCAUUCCCAGAAAACGAGGCAUCCCCCAGCAAAGAUGAAGAUCUCAAGGUUCAAUUAGACCGGAACGGCAGCGGGGAACUAUACACCGCCGUCCAAGAAAUGUCGAAGAAGAUUGAGGGAUUCUAUGAUCGAUGGAGUAGCUCUCUGCAGGGGGGUCAAAACUCGUUCUCGCCUCUCACUCUGGAGGCUGCUGAUGAGGCUCGAGCCAUUCCGCCUCCUUCUGGCAAUCAUCCGUUGAUCCAGGUGUGGCAACACAGUCGAGAUGAAUGGCUCCGCCAUCCCCGGUUUGGCUUCGUGAUCCACGCCUUUGGAGAGGUACUCUGUCAGAUUAAAACGAGUACGCUACCGGCACGGACCGUGACAACCGAGAUGCUUUCAUACUAUCCGCGGGAUGCUAUGGGAGAAGAAGAGGCACUGGACGGGGAGGACGAGUAUGAAGGACAUGAAGCGAUUGAAGCGAUGCUUUUUGGGAUGCGGCCCUCUGGGGGGUAUUAUGACCCGGAUGAUUGCAUGUCUGUGGAAUAG